This is a messenger RNA of Colletotrichum destructivum, 1281 nucleotides long. RefSeq names its product Putative AttH-like domain superfamily protein. The coding region runs from base 85 to 1092 and encodes 335 amino acids. The record is from RefSeq and is a predicted model, not a curated record. NCBI's taxonomy places the organism in Eukaryota, Fungi, Ascomycota, Sordariomycetes, Glomerellales, Glomerellaceae. The transcript is spliced from 2 exons.
AACAGAUAUUCAGUAUCAACACCCCAAGACUGCUAGCAUCAUAACCCAUUUCUGCGAAGCGUACUCGUUUCCACUCAUCUCACAAUGCCUUGGCUUCUCGUUAUCUCGGCGCUCCUCAGCGGUUGCGCAGCAGAGGCUUUCAAGCCGGACAACCAUACCAAAUAUCUCAACACUCGCGUCCCAUCGCUGUACAACUUAACCUUGGACCAAAUCGGCGGUUCCUACUGGACCAGUGCUUUCCUCACCACAACCACUGGCACCCAGUACCUCGCCCUCGCCCAUAUCCUGGGCCCGAUCUGCAAAUCCUCCCUCCUCGACCUGGACACCCUCGAGUACUGGAACAAUUUGGAAUACGCGAACCCUCCCAACUCCUCCCUCCCCACUACAGGCUUCCACGUCUCGUCCGGAAACUGCGCUCUGGGAUCAACUACGGCGAAUAUGAUCACGAGCAUGUACACCUCCGGCUCGACUUCCGAAUACGCCUACAACCUGACCUGGGAGAGCACGUCAAAGGUCAUCUUGAACGGUGGCGGCGCGGCCUUCACCUUCGGCCCCGGCUUCGCUAACUCGACGGAGUGGUCCAUCCCGGCCAGCACCACGUCCGGGACAGUCACUCUGGGCGAGGAGACGCACACCGUCGACCCGAGCCGGUCAAUGCUCUGGUACGACCAUCAAAAGGGCGCCGGGGCCCCCCAGAAAUGGACAUGGUUUCAGCUGCACUUCCCCGACUCCUCGACCAAGGCAAGCAUCUGGGCCUACGACUUUGGCAGCCCGUCGUUCGAGACGUACCAGUUCGCGACUGUCCGCGUCGGCGAGGAGUCGCAGUACGUCCUGCCCUUCGACAUGGAAGCCGGCGGCGGCGGCUGCGGUUCGUGGACCUCCCCGAGAUCCAACAUCACCUACCCCCAGAGCUGGAGACUCACCUUCGAGAAUGGGGAUGUGCUCGACAUCGAGUCGGUGCGGAAGGACCAGGAGAUCUACGGUGCCAAGGCUGUGAGCGACACCGUUUACGCGGGCUAUGUCAACGUCUCUGGGAAGUUUCUAGGGCUGGAAUCGGGGUUCGGGGUCGUGGAGAUGAUCCAGCUGUUCUGAGCCCUUCAUAGCCAUGCCUCUUUCGGAAGGAUGGCGUUGUCAGGCAAAGGACCGCUCAACAUGACUUUCAAUCCAUCCAAUGCGGCGGAAUGUCUUACUUAGGACCGGUUACCGCUCCCUUGUUCUGUUCAUCUUCGCCUCAAUUGUAGACUGUACUGUUUGUUUCCCUACGAAACUAGUACAAUUAGC